UUUAAAUUCCAAUCUCUGAUACAGCAGAGAUCAUAAAGUCUGUCAGUAGAGGGUGGGAAAUAUUAUAAAUUACACCUGAAAUAUUCUUCAUAUUUCAUAGUAUAGUCGUUGACGACCAGAAUCGUUUAUAGUCAUACUUAUUUAUUUAAUCACUGUGUUCAAUUAGAUAGGUAUUUCAAAAGGUAAGUUACCUUUUUUAGCUAAACUCUAACGUUAGCUAGCAUACUUUCUAGUUAGCCAAUGCUUUGUCUAACGAUAACAUUUUAUUUAUGGAUAGUUAGCUAACUACUGUAGUUGUUCUCGGGGGAAAAGUUAACAUUUGAGUUAGUGAAGGUCUUUGUUGGCUCACUGUAUGUGUCUUCAAUUCAUUCCAUGUCGACAAUUCGAGCUAAAAUUGAAUAAAAAGUCUUGCUGUUUUAGUCAGGCAGGCAUGGUAUCAUGUGAUGGCUAAACUAUCUCUGGCUGAACCCCGAAUAUGACCGUGUUCAAUGUAUUUUUGUCAUUGACUAACUAGUCGGCCUUUGUAUUAUGUGCAAUGCUAACACUAGCACUGGUCUCGACACUAUUCCUUGCUAACCAGCUCUGUUCAAGAAAACCCUGCCUACCGGGUUAGGAUUCAGGCACUUGCAGGAGCGUGUUAGCCGGUCAGAAUAGACCAAUGUGCAUUGGCUAGUUACAAAGUGAUUGGUGCUAGCUGUCUAACGUUUCUUCAAUUCAUGAAAUUGAGCCACAUGAUUUUGCAUGGAAGUGUUGAUGCACAUUAUUACACGAAGAAAAAUUGAUAGGGGUAAACAAAGUUGUCAGACAAGGUAGCAAACGUUACAGUAGCUAACCGUGUUGAAGAAAAAGCAACGACGCCACAAAUCUAGUUUAGCGCCAUUAGCUGCCUAACGUUAGCUAACAACGUACCAUUUCCACUAUAAUUUCAUUAGUAACCGGUGGGGGGCUUGAACUGUGCAUUUUGUUAAAAAAAAUAAACUGAAAUUACAUUGGGGUAAUGGUAUUUAUCAAUGCACGAAGUGUUAACGUUGGCUAACUAGGAGCUAGCUAGCAAGUUUGCCCGAUUUAGCCUAGCAAACUAGCUACUUCCCCAGCCCAGUUGUAGCAAGCUAACGUUAGCUAGCUAAUCCUAUUUUACAUUAAAAAUAUGCCACCCUACACUAACUAGUUUGCUAAAUACACUUACAAAUAAGACGAAGCGUCUUUCAAUGCGUUUGGAAUUAGUCUACAAUUUCUAGUAAUAUUUGUGGUAUGUCUAUCUUGGUAUCAAGGACAGGGAAAUGAUUCGACGAUGCCACACAAAAAUAGACAUCCAGCUACGACAGAGGCUGUACCAGGUCGUGGGAGGCCUUCCGCAGUUUCCGUCACAAUAUGCCUGACCACUAUCAAACAAAUGAAAUUAAGAUUAACCUAAUUUGUUCAUUUGAUUAGUAAAAUGUGUUUAGAUAAUCUCUCAACUCUUCUAUGAGAACGUCUCGCUGAAGUCGACCUGUGUUUUGAACCCCUCUUUUGUGUCCCCGUGGAUAAACGUGAUGGCGCAGUUGCACGCUGGUGUGUGAUAACAAAGUAGUUAGUUAGCUAACCAACUAGCAACAACAAAUAUGGAUGGGAGACAUGAAGGAAACUAUGUAUCAUUAUAUAAUUUGCACUCGAUCAACUUGGUGCAUUGUGGUUUAAAAGUGAGUUGACCACAUUUACUUUGUCUUCAUAUUCUCUGCUCAACUCAUUUCAAAAGAGAAAGUAACGUCUUAAUACCCAGUUUCUGUACACAAUUUACUAUUCGUUCAAAUUGGCAUGCAAAUAACAUUCAUGAACGACUCAUAAGUUGCUCAGUUUUCCAUUGGUUCUGGUAUUAAGGUUUGAUAUUGUACAUGUUGCCUCAAGAAGGAUGAGUUGUCAUGGCUUUGUUUUCCUUCUGCAAUGCUGACUUGCAUUUUCUCAGGUCACUUCAAAGUAGUAUUUCAUAUCACGACUAAAAUAUGUUUUGUUCAUGUUCUGUUUCAGCACUUCAUAUUGUUUACCAAAGAAAUGGUGAUGGAGAAGCCAAGUCCCCUGCUUGUAGGGCGGGAGUUUGUGAGGCAGUAUUACACACUCUUAAACAAAGCACCCGAUUUCCUGCACAGGUACUGACCGAUUUUGUGUAGAUUGAAUAGCCCACAGUAUGUGAUAACCUUCCAUUGCUUUAUGUAGACUUGUGCCAGCAGGACUUUGAAUGUCUCUGCUUUGUCAUGACAGGUUUUAUGGAAGGAACUCCUCCUAUGUUCACGGCGGACUCGACUCCAACGGGAAGCUGGCGGAGGCGGUGUAUGGCCAAGCGGUAAGUGUCAAUAACCUAAAUCAAAGAUACAGAUGAAAAGUGCCUGUUUUAUAAAAACAUAGCACAGUCAAGAGUCCUGACCAGGGAUGCUUUCCAUGCAAAUCUCAAGCAAAUUAGAUUUUGUAAAUAUAUUUUUUAAUGGCCUUCAAAUGCUGUGAUGUAAUAAUGCAGGAAAUUUGAUUCUAUUAUAAACCACUCCUGGCCUUGUGACCUAUUUCUAACUGUACUUCCUUCACCCUACCCAGGAAAUCCACAAGAAGGUAUUGUCCCUGCAGUUCCAAGAAUGCCACACGAAGAUCAGACACGUGGACGCCCAUGCCACGCUGACUGACGGCGUUGUGGUCCAGGUGCUGGGUGAGCUCUCCAACAACGGCCAGCCCAUGAGGAAGUUCAUGCAGACCUUUGUGCUCGCUCCAGAGGUGCGUAGUACGGUAGGCUAAAGGGCGGGGCUCACUGCACACACUUAAUUAAGCAUUGGUUAGUUGGCAUUUUUUAAUUCUCACUCACUGGGAAUUCUGGAUUGGAGGCACAAAAUGGGAGAAUGAGUUGAAAUGGAGCCGACUACCUGAGUUGUGUUCAGUAGGGCACAAUGUUCAGAAAGUACCUCCCGAUUCACUCAGUUUCAAAGCAUUCUGUGCCUGCUGAACACAACUCUGCACUUGUCCAAUAGGAACACUUGCUUUCCGUUCUCAAUACUUUUUUUAGAAUACGAAACCCCUCAACUAUGAGGAAAAUCAAAUUUGUGUCAGCUAAUGCAGCACAGAUACUAAUAGCAUGUUGUCUGGCUAUUUCCACAGGGUUCUGUGGCAAACAAAUUCUACGUACACAAUGACAUCUUCCGCUAUGAGGAUGAGGUUUUCGGUGACUCUGAGGCUGAACUUGAUGAGGGUAAGAAAUUCUGCACUUUGUCCAGUUUAAAUUAUCUUCAAUGUAGAAUUUGGAUGUUGAGUUUAUGGUCUGUAUACUUGAUUUUGUUAAUCGAUGAUACCUCUACCUCAGAAUCUGAAGAGGAGGUUGAGGAGGAGCAAGAGGAUAGACAGCCGUCCCCAGAGCCACUCCAGGACAGUCCUAACAGCACUACUUACUAUGAGCCUCACCCUGUCAUGUAAGUCUAUGCCAUGGAGACUACCAUGCCAGUUUGAUAAGGAUGUUUAGAUCAAAGGCGACUAAAUGUAGAUUAGAUGUACUUUAUGAUUUGUUUAGAGAAAUUGACUUUACGUACAGGAAGUGCACUGCAUAAAAUCAACAACAAUAAGUAAACAUGGCAUACCGUUGGUAUAUAAACUCACCGGCCAGUUUAUUAGGUACGCCCAUCUAGUUCCGGGUCGGACCCCUCUUUGCCUCCAGAACAGCCUGAAUUCUUCAAGGAAUUCUACAAGGUGUCGGAAACGUUCCACUGGGAUGUUGGUCCAUGCUGACGCAAUGGCAUCACGCAGUUGCUGCGGAUUGUUCGCAGCAUGAAUGUACCGCCGUCCAGCCCGUUCCAUCUCAUCCCAGAGAUGCUCUAUUGGGUUGAGGUCUGGGGACUGCCCAGGUCACUCAAGUAAACUGAACUCGAUGUCAUGUUCCAGGCGCUGUUUUUCCGCACCUCGAUUGUGCAAUCUUGGUGACUGUGUGCCCACGAGCCGCUUUUUGUUUUUACCUGAUGGGUGUGGAAACCGGUGUGGUCGUCUGCUGCAAUAGCUCAUCUGUGACCAGGAUCAACGAGUUGCGCAGUUCUGCACACCACUGUUGGACUGUGCCGUUAUUGGUGUAAUUGUGGCUCGCCUGUUAGCUUGCACGAUUCUUGCCAUUCUUCUUUGACCUCUCUCAUCAACGAGCUGUUCUCGCCCACAGGACUGCCGCUGACUGGAUGUAUUUUGUUUGUGCCACCAUUCACGGUAAACCCUAGACACUGUCGUGCCUGAAAAGCCCAGGAGGGCGACCGUUUCUGAGAUACUAGAUCCGGCCUUGGAUACUGGAUCAUACCACAUCUCAAGUCUCUUAGGUCACAAGUUUUGCCCAUUCUAAUGUUCAAUCGAACAGUAGCUGGAUGCCUGUCUGCCUGCUUUAUAUAGCAGGCCACGUGACUCACUGUCUGUAGGAGCGGUCCAUUUUCAUGAACGGGGUGGGGUACAAAAUAAACUGGCCAGUGAGUGUACAGUUGCAUCAUAUUUGUGUCAAGAAGAAAUGUGACUGACUCCAAUUACAUUGAGCUUGUAUCUGAGCGUAUAAUAAGGUACAUCUAGGCGACCAGCUGUAUAAAACUGGAUUGAUUUGUGUUCCAUUUAGCAAUGGUGUUGAGGAGCCCAUGGAGGAGCCGGCUCCAGAGCCUGAGCCCGAGCCUGAACCGGAGCCCGAGGUAGAAGAGCUGAAGCCCGACGUGGAGGAGAAGGUGAUGGAGGAGCUGGAGGAGAAGGCCCCCUCCCCGGUCCCCGUAGAGUCCCCACCCAACACCCAGGAGGCCCCCAAGGUUGGUCCACUCUCCUGGUGAUGUUGCAGUAAAACACAUUGAUAUGAUGACUAACAUCACAAUAACGUUACAAUAACAUGCAAGUUGCAUCUGAAAUCGCACUGCUAUUCUCUAUAGAUCGCUGGUCAAAAGUUAACUAUAGAGGGAAUAGGGUGCCAUUUCCGAAAUAGCACUAUUGUACUGAUUACUGUCAAGAUAUCUGCCUUUCAAAAUAAUAUUGUGCGAGGAAAGUAUAUUGUACUGUGUUCUACUGAUUGGCACGGUUGAAUUCUGACUGAAUUCCUGGCAGACCUUCUCCUGGGCCUCGGUGACCAGUAAAAACCUGCCUCCUAGCGGUACAGGACCGUCCUCUGGAAUCCCCCCCCAUGUUGUUAAAGCACCAAGCUCACAGGUAACCCCCCCCCGUGUCAUGUGUGUGUCUAGGCUGAGUGUUGUACCAGUGGUCUGUGGUCAAGAAGGUCUCAUCUCCUGUGUGUGUCGUGCUCCUUUACAGCCCAGAGUGGAGACCAAGCCUGACACCCAGACGGCCCCUCUCCGGGGACCCCGGGACCAGCGCACCCGCGACAGACCAGCCUUCGUACAGCGAGCACCCAGACCUGGUAAGACCAGUGGGAGCAAAUGGCAAUUUUAUUUUUCUAUAGACUCGCUGUCUAUACGCUCAAUAUGCUCUUGUUUUUAGGUCUGCCUAUUUCUAAACAUGUCACAGGUGCUCACACUUCUGUUCUAGUCUUUAUUCUUUACACCUGGGUCAAUGUGUGCAUGUCUCUGUCACUUAGAUGGUGUUGCACCUUCAGAAUCACAAACUGGGAAACCCCACUUCAGUUUUGUCAACAAAGGUAAUAAAGCUGUGACUUUCUACUAAAUGGGCUUUCUUCAGUGUUGGCACAGAGUGAUGGUGCAGAUGGUAGCUAACGACAGUUGUCCUGACUGCAGGUCGGGGCGAGGCGGACCCCGGUGAGAUGGACAGCAGAAGGAUUAUCCGGUACCCUGACAGCCACCAGCUCUUUGUGGGAAACCUCCCUCACGACAUCGACGAGGCAGAGCUCAAGGACUUCUUCAUGAGUAAGCGCUCAUACACACGGAUGGUUAUUUAACCGUGCCAUUUUUCAGGUUGUUCAAAGUAUCAAUGGCGAUUAAAUCAAUAUAAUUGUGUGCAUUUGGAAUAGUUUACAUGAAUAAAGAUCGUAUACCCUUUUUGGUAAGGUGUGACUAACAAGUUCAACUCUAGAUGAAAGGAGCAGGAGGAGAGUGUGAUUUUCUGUAUUUGAAAUGGAAAACUCAUGUCUUCCUUCAGCUUUUGGUAACGUAGUGGAGCUGAGGAUCAACACCAAGGGAGUCGGAGGAAAGCUGCCCAACUUUGGAUUCGUGGUCUUCGAUGACUCUGACCCUGUCCAGAGAAUCCUGGGGGCGAAGGUAGGGGGGGCAAGUACUACCUUUAUCAUUAUCCCCCUCAUUCACGCUGGUGUUUUGGUGGCACACGGACUAGUGUUGUAUGUCACCACCGUUGGGUUUUCUGCACAGUGUCCUAAUCCCCCAAUCUGGAGCCCAUUUUCCCUUUGUUUGAAUAUCAACUAUAUGGGACUGUUGGGUAUUCAGGGUUUUUCUGUAUCAAAAUGGUGCUUAGGUGGCGAUGGGUGCGGGAAAUUUGAGUGUGUGUAUCUAUUUUCUACAUGCUUAUAUCUGGUUUUAGUCAUUUUAAGUUUACAUUGAAAAAGUUUUUCCAUCCUGACAAUAUAAAAUGUUUUAACUGUUUGGACAUAGGUGGCCUGAACACUUAGGCGGCCUGCCCAAUACUUUUCUGUGCAGAAAAAACCCUGGUAUUGAUAUUUCUCUCUUACUGCAAUUGUUCUCUAUUCAAGAGGUAAUACGUUUUGUCCGAAACGAUAAACACAAUUGAACAAUCUAAGAUGCAACAAUAGGGUUUUAUGGUGUGCAAACCAGUGAAUGAGGAGGAUUGUGAAACGGGUGUUAGAAAAGGGUAUUUUCUUAAGGUUCCCAAUCACCUGCUAAUCCUGUAUUAACGGUCCCCUCGUUUCCGUCCUGUAGCCCAUCAUGUUCCGCGGCGAGGUACGUCUGAACGUAGAGGAGAAGAAGACCAGGGCGGUGCGUGAGCGGGAGGUUCGCGGCGGAGACGACCGCAGAGAUAUGGGGAGACGCGGCGACAGGGGGCCUGGCGGCCCGCGAGGAGGCGUGGCUGGCAGCGGGAUGAUGCGUGACGGCAGGGGCCCCCCACCCAGGGGCGGCAUGGGGGCUCCCAAGCCCGGCAUGGGCUCCGGAAGAGGGGCAGGAGGAUCGGCCGAGGGCCGCUUCACCACCCAGCGCCGCUGAGAGCGCCACCUGCAGUUCGGAAGUAGUACCAUGUUCUUCAUCUUCGACCGUUCUCGUUAACGAAAAAAAUCUACAUGUAUAAACGUAUAUACUUUUUUUGUUUAUUUUCGGUAAAAAAGUAUUUCUGGCUUUGGAAUGUGACACAACCUGUCAACUAUUUCUUCUUUGAUGUGACAGACAAAAACAAGCAAAUGUAAAAUUUGCAUUUUCGCUUUACUUAGCUGUGAGCUGAGCGUCCUUUUCCAGUGUUCUCAAGAAUUCACAGACAUUAAUUUGUAAAUUUGAGGAAAAGCAACCAGGAGUAAUCUGCAACGUUAUAGGAGGGACUGAUAGACUUUUACCUACGAUAAUACAGCCCAUCAUUUGGAAUAGAGAUUAUUACACCUCGACUUACCGGGGCGCUAUGUCACGACACCCCUCUUAUUGCACAUUUUAUAUGUGGGAGUUCUCUGCCCGUUACUGUUGGAAAAGCAUGAGGUGUGAAUUUCCUGCUAUGGGGGAAAGGUUUGCCUUUCUUUUUUUCUUUUUCAAAGAACACUGCUUAAAACGACAACAAAUUGCAUAAUGCACUCAUCAAUAUGCACUAAUGGGUACUUUCGUCAUGUUACAUUGACAUCCUGGGAACGCAGCUGGUUGAGACAUCUACUGUUGUCUCAAAGCUAAACGGCGUGACAAGGCAGGCCUCCACUUCAGGCCUGUUUACUGUGACCAAUAUACUUUUUUAUUUUUCUCAUCUGACCUGCGAACCAAUAACUAUGCUUCAAUUACUGCUGGAAUCCAACAACAAGACACAACAAACCAAUCUACAGAAUCAUUAUUUUCCUAAAUGAAUUUAAUAAAAAGCUCAAAUUUCCUGGACUUUACCAAACGGGGAAAUAAAAGGAUGAUCCACAGACAGAAACCAAGCUGACCAAUAGGAGAGUGGUGGUGAUAAUGUUGGUGUAGGCUCGCUCACUAUUCUUUGUUAAUACAAGGUUUGUUUGUUCUUUUUUUCUCUUCCCUACCUUGCCAGAACCGUGAAACUGGGCCCCCCCCCUCUUCUCCCCCCAUU
Coregonus sp. 'balchen' is the source of this 8148-nucleotide messenger RNA. Lineage: Eukaryota; Metazoa; Chordata; Actinopteri; Salmoniformes; Salmonidae. The record is from the annotation of a GenBank genome assembly.